AUGGACGUUCUUGACGGCGUGCCGUGCUCGGUACUGGGGUACCCGGUGAAGACGCGUACCCAAGUGGUGAUGACCUUUCUGGUGCCGGUGAUCUUCGAGAUGAUGGUUUAUAUCGUGCUCACCACGGCGGACGUUCUUGUGACCGUGGAACACUUCCGCAAUGGAAACGCGUCGUGGGGCUGGUUUACGCUGUCGCUUAUCUGGUUGCCUUCGGUCGUCUGCUUCUGCUCCAUCGUGUCUACGCCAGAGCGCUGGCCCGAGCAGAUCGGCUGCGACAAACGGACCGGUCAGUUUCUGUUCAAAAACAUUGCCAUCCUUCUGCUUUUUCCCCUGGCGGCACUGUACAGAUUCAAUCGACGAAUUUUUUGGAGUAUUGAAGCACUGUUUCACGAAAAGGGCUCAUACGGGCGCGUGCAGUCUAUCGCGAAAAUACUGGAAACAUCACCCUGUGAGUUGUACCACUUUCUUCAGGCCUUCCUACAGGCCGCCCCGCAGAUGAUGCUCCAGCUGUACAUACUGCUGCGGGACGGUACCUUCCGCAACUACGACACGGUGACGGUGCAAGUGAUCAGUGUCGUCUUCUCCUUCCUAACGAUGGCCACCAUUAUCACCACGUACCAGCGCUUCGAGAGUCAAAAGAUCGUGGGCCGCUGCUAUCCGUGGAGUACACCCGAGCAGACAGUCUGCCGGCGGAAGGAACUACUCCGCACCACAAGCACGGCGGAGAGUGCCCUCGCCCAAACACCAUCGAUCGCACCGGAAAUAGAUCCGGUCGUGCCGAACAUUAUGCGUAACUUCUACUCACGCUAUGGUAGCGAGUUCGAGUCGCAAUCCGGCGCUCCAUCGGGUCACGAUGGAUCGAUUGGUCCGCGAAAGACACUGAAUGUUGACGCGAUCAACUUUAACCGACAGCAAUCGAAGGGCUACCGGGAUCCGUACGCCAACUUUACCGACGAUGCCAAGCUGGAGAUCACGGACACAGUGGAUGGUGAGGAGCGUUUCAAACCGAGAACGACGGGGCGCAGCGUUAGCUUCAAGGUGCAGGACACGGUGCAGGAGUUAAACGAAAUGGACCACUACCUGCGUAGCACGGAAGAUAUACGCAACUACACCGACGACAGCGACGACGAGUACCUCAAGCCGGAUGAGUUCGAUGCGGUCCCGAAGCGGCCGGCACCUCCAACACCGGAUGCCGGCGUCUUCCAGCGAGUGUCCGUCUUCCGCCACAUGCUACUGUACAACGCGGAAGCAUUCAUCAAGGAGAACGUUCCACGAUUGCCUCAAGGAAUGUUUGAACACCACCAGGAAGUAUCAAAAAAGACCGCGCGUAAGAAUCAGACCGAAGCGGAUCAGACCGAUGGAGAUGCGAUAUCGUUGCCCUGUCGCCGGCAGACCAUAGUGGGACUGGAGCAGGACGACAUUGCUGGCAAGUCGGUGCUGUUCGUCGGCUGGGUCAUGUUCUUGCUAAUGCGCAUGCUAAGCUUAUCCACGUUUUACGUGUUCUUUCCGCUCUACUUUUGGAUGCUGUGCGUCAACCACUACCUGCUCAUGAUCGCUUGCAUAGUGUACGAGGUUCGGUUGCAUGAAAAGCUUGAGCGCUACUUCUUUUACCUCUUCCUGGCCUACAUGUACGUUUUCUCACUGCUAGAGUUCAAAAUACGAUUCAUUCACGUGCGCUGGUGGUACAUCGGCUACAUCGGUAUCGUGCUGCUGGAAAACGUGGCCAUGCUGGUGGUGUGGUUCAAUUUGGGCGUGUUUGAGUCGUGGUGGUUCUACUUUCUACACCAUACGAUCAUUGCCAGCGGUGUGCUGAGCUUGAUGUGUUUCCUGUUUUACUACGUCUUCCUUCGGGCGAAAGAUAAAGUGUUGUUCGUAAACGAAACCGCUUAACCUCUCGGGCCAAUCAAAGGUUGAUCUCUGCAUGUCCUUACUUGACGAAACUGCAAAGCGAUGUCCUAUCGUGACGGAACUGCAUAGCGAUAUCGAGUUGGAGCAAUAUUUUAGUUUCGAUUAAUUGCUUUCGGUAGCAUUUAAAAGAAAAGUCAACCUUCACCAUUACAAGUCAUUUUCCACGACAGUAUACCUUUAAAAACCCAUCGUUCAGUGAUAAUUAUUCAACGCAAAUAUACCCCUUUAUUUAUA
Molecule: messenger RNA, 2142 nt
Organism: Anopheles coustani
Lineage: Eukaryota; Metazoa; Arthropoda; Insecta; Diptera; Culicidae
Exons: 2
Coding region: 1-1890 (629 amino acids)
Biological process (GO): apoptotic process involved in development; engulfment of apoptotic cell; phosphatidylserine exposure on apoptotic cell surface
Cellular component (GO): plasma membrane
Source: RefSeq, a predicted model, not a curated record